This is a messenger RNA of Amphimedon queenslandica, 979 nucleotides long. RefSeq lists its product as uncharacterized. Lineage: Eukaryota; Metazoa; Porifera; Demospongiae; Haplosclerida; Niphatidae. The coding region runs from base 12 to 881 and encodes 289 amino acids. The record is from RefSeq and is a predicted model, not a curated record. The transcript is spliced from 5 exons.
AGGGCUGCCGCAUGAGUGCUUCUCUUGUACCUACAGACUUAGUCUCCGGGCCAAGCCCCGAGACUACUACAGACUCUCAAAAUCAACUACAAAUUACUGAUCUUGCUGAGGUACUUCAAUUACUCAGAAGACAUGGUUAUUCAGGAGUCAGUUACCAUACGCUCAGUCUUUACCUUGGUCUGUUUCCUAACACAAUACGUGUCAUUGAAGCUGAUCACAGGGGAGAUACUGAAAGGUGUCUCAGUGAAUGCUUUACUAAAUGGUUAGGAAAAGCUGAUGAUGUUCAGAAGAAAGGUGGUCCUACUAUCUAUUCAUUGGUAUCAGCAUUGAGGAGAAUAGGCGGAGAGAAUGGAGUAGCUGAUGGAAUAGAUAUGGAGAAGCAUCCUGCUUGUAAAAUUCUUGCUUGUCAUUCAGCUCAACAAUCUGUCAUUGCUGCUGCAUUACCUCAGUUGGUCAUAGUUUUGUAUUUAACAAAACUGAUAAAAGAGAUGAUCCUUCCAACUAAUGUACAAGGAGAGAAUCUACUGAUUCAAAUAAAAGAAGCUGUUUGUAAUGAUUAUCAAAAACUUGAAGCAUUUGCUGUAAUUUUAUGUAAAGUCAAGGCCACCAUUGAAAUCGGCAACUCCCUUUUGAAAGAAUACAGUGAAGUUUUUUGCAGUGAUGAUUUAGUAGUAAUGAAUGAUGAUAAUGGGCUAAAGAUUUACCUUCCUCAGAGUAUGACAGCACAGUUUACCACCAUGAGGUUGAAAUUUGGUCAAACUUUUUUGAAGGUAGAGAAAUGCAUCAAGGAAAAGUCUCCAGCACAUAAAGAUAUCAAAAAUAUUUUGAGUUAUUAUUCGGAAGAUUUAGAAAGUCAAAUCGCUCAUUGUGAAAGCACUUAAUAGCAUUUUAAAAUUAAUCAGAGAUAAAUGUUCACUAAACGAUAUUAGUAUGUUGGAGUUUUUUGUUAUUGAGCUCAAUAUACAAAAAGCUGAAAGUG